AUGCCAAAAAAGAAAGUGAAGGACUUUAAUAAAGUCAAAUUGAAACUUGGCAGAAAAUUAAAAAGACAGAACGAAACAGUAAUUGAUCUUUCUAAAAGAAAGAUAAUUCUUCCUAAAGAAAAUACUGUUUUGCUGCAUGAUGUGCCCAGGGAACCUGUGUCUGUCCUUGAUGGUUUCGUAAAAAAAUUACAGUCAACAAAUGAAUCUCUCCAGCUAUCUGCGAUUUCAUGCCUACACUCGAUACUAUCGCCAUUUGUUGCUCAAAUUACGACUGAAUGGAAUUGUAGACCAUUUAUAUCCUGCAGCGCAAAUUCUUUAGAAUUGCUUAAUAACUUGUUCGGGUCGGACUUUGCUCGAAAUGAUUUCAACUUCCAGUUUGGUGACCUGCUUCACUGUUUAAACCGACUCUCUCAAAACUCAACAAGCGUGAAGUUGCCCUUUGAAAUAGCCAAAUUGUGUAAAAUGAUUGCAACAAUAUUCUCUGUCCAUCCAAGAAUUCACUCAGCUCUGACCUGUGUGGAUGGGAUCACGUCGUCGCUACUUCGUCGUUCGGAGUUUUGGUGGCGUCAGGCCGGUGUGAAGGUUCUUUCAGACCAUUGCGCUGCUCGCCAUACGGUGCUGACUUGUUUGGCGUCUGUUGGUGAUCCUUCCCAUGCAUUCGCAUUAGAAGCAGAAUUAAAAGCUUUUGUGGAACCUCGGCAUCAGGUCUAUCGAGUAGACGUGUUUCCCUGUUACAUUCCAGGGGACUCGCUUUCUUCUGAUUUCCCAAAACCCGAUGCAGUCGAUGCUAGCCUUCUCUCUACAUGGAUGCUGUUUGAUCCCGAUCUCGCCCUUCAAAAAUCAGCUGAUCAGCUCUCUUCGUCGGUUUUUGAAAAGCCCGGAAUAACAAAAAAGAGGGGACCUGCACACCUUGCCAAUAGACCUCCUCCUGGGGUUGAUUCUAGCAUUUGGUACGAUCGAAAACUGGCCCUCUGCGUGCUCAAGGAGGGUUUCUAUCUGCUUGAUGAAUUGGUGCACUCGCCGAAAGUUGAAACCAUUUUUGGUCUCAUCCACACACUCCGGGGCCUACGCGUCUUCGCUGAAACAAAGCACUUGAGAUUCUUUUCGUCAUCUAAGGGACUUCCUGACAUCAGUGCCCAGCUGGGUAAAUUUUGUCGUCGAAUUCGUGAGCUCGUCCCUCUGGACGUCGAAGACGACGUGCUCUUGCCGGAGGAUGCGGAGAUCAACGGGGCCGCAUCGACAGUCGGUAGUGUGGCCUCGUUGUCGCGGAAGGCCCUCAAAAAAGCCGCAAAACGCUCUGCCAAAGUGGCGAGACGCGAGGAGGCCGCUGCGCUCUCUGCCGACUCCCGCGGUGCCAAAACGAGUCAACCUCCGAGGCUUGUUAAAGGUGGGAAUGCAAGCAUUGGUCCUACAUCGUUAAUGCUUGUCUCUGAUUCCGUGUCGACACCUAGUGGCACGUAUGUCCAUUUCUUAGCCUCAGACCAGACCACGCAGCCAGCGUCCAAACGAUCAAGUAAGUCCUCCGUCGUCACACACCUACUCAAACAGCACAUCCUCGAAUUGUGGUGGAACCUGGUCGCUCUUGCCUGUCCGCAGCACGGCGACUGUAAGGUCUUCUCGCAGGAGCUCGCUAGUCUGUUGUUGUCGUAUGAGGUUGGUGAGGAAGGAGACUCGUUGCCUCCGCUGACAUUUCUCAACUCAUCGAGUCCAGCUUUGGCUUGGCGGUGGCUUCGGGCUUUCGACUACUGCCUCUUGUAUGGGCUGCGUAUUCGAGAACUACCCAGCGACUCGGGAGCCUUGUGCGGCAUUGUGGCACCAAUGGUGACCGCACUCUUCCACAUUGUCCACCGGUGGUGCUGUCGACACAAAACACACAGGCAGUCUCCCUCUCGUGUCCCACGGCUUGUCGUCCGAUCCGCAGGCAUACUGACGGCCUUCCUUUGCCAGGAGUUGAAGUUGCAGGCCUGGUGUGGUCAGAAUUCCACCUUUUAUCGCAGCCGAACUGCUCCAAGUUCAUCUGAUGGCCUACAAUAUGAUGCAUCGUGGAUCGAAGCAUCGUUGUGUCAACUGGGAACCAACUCGUCGCUGUGCAACACGGGAGAUCUCUUCGCAACGCUUACCACGGACCUAUGUGACCUGGUUGAGAGUGAAUCAGCUGACGCCUCAGCCACUAAUAGGUGGAUCUGGGCUGCAGCCUGUUUGCAAAGCCUCGCGAGAAACCGCUAUUCGCCGGCCCUGCAUGGACUGACACAAUCAGUGGGCCUAAGGAAAGCUGUCGACACCGUUGGCGAUUGGAGGACAAGUGCAGGAAGGCUUCAUGAGCCGUUGGUGUACCUGCCUUGCCCCGAGACCGGCUGCUACUCGUCCCUCAAUGCGUGGAAGUGCACCCCCAUUGAACGAAUAUUUUCACAAGACGUGGCCGAUAGUUAG
This is a messenger RNA of Mesocestoides corti, 2430 nucleotides long. Lineage: Eukaryota; Metazoa; Platyhelminthes; Cestoda; Cyclophyllidea; Mesocestoididae. The record is from the annotation of a GenBank genome assembly.